GUCAAAGUCUAUAUAAAUAGAGUCGUUAAGUCUUGCUUUUUCUUCUUUUCUACAUCUUUAAACUAUAUAUAUAUAUACAUUUCCAUAAACAAACUAUGUUGUUGCGUACUAUUGGCUUUGCUAUAGCUGCCUUAUUGGCUUCAAACGGUGUUCAAGCUUCUUAUAGCCCUAAUUCACCUAAUGUCAUGUAUUACUGGGGACAGAAUUCUGCUGGUGGCUCCAACACUCAGGGAACAUUAGCUUCUUACUGUGAAACUGGUAAAGUAGACGUUCUUCUUUUGUCUUUUCUUCAUAUAUUUAAUGUUGGUGGUCUCCCUGGUGUAAACUUGGCCAAUGCAUGCGAAACUUACUUUGAUGGCACCAACUUGGUCAAUUGUCCUAAUAUUGGAAAAGAGAUCAAAUCUUGUCAAUCCAAAGGUGUUAAAAUCAUUUUGUCUCUUGGUGGUGCUGCAGGUUCAUAUGGCUUUUCAAGUGAUGGUGAUGGUCAAAAGUUUGCUCAAACAAUUUGGGACUUAUUUGGUGGAGGAUCUUCUUCUACUAGGCCUUUUGGUGAUGCUCAAAUUGAUGGUGUAGACCUUGAUAUUGAAGGCGGUUCAUCUACUGGCUAUGCUGCAUUUGUAACUGCUAUUCGUUCCAAAUUUGCAUCUGAUUUCAUAGUAGGUGCUGCACCUCAGUGUCCUUUCCCUGAUGCUAUCUUGGGCUCUGUUAUUGAUGCUGUUGGCUUUGAUUAUGUUAACGUUCAAUUCUAUAAUAAUUUUUGCUCUGCUGUUGGUAACUCCUUUAACUUUAAUGCAUGGGCUAAUUGGGCUAAAUCAACAUCACCUAAUAAGAACGUUAAAGUCUAUUUCACUAUUCCUGGCUCUACAAGCGCUGCAGGUUCAGGCUAUGCACCUAUGUCAACUAUUCAAAAUAUUGUUCCUCAACUUGUUUCUCAAUAUUCCGGCACUUAUGGUGGUGUUUCUGUCUGGGAUGCCUCUCAGGCAUUUACGAAUGGUGAUUUUGCAUCUCAACUUUAUUCACUUGUUAAAGGUGCUUCUUCUGGUGGAGGACCAUCACCUACGGCUACAACAGGUAAUCCCCCCUCCUCCUCCUCCUCCUCUUCUUCUUCUUCUCCUGCUUCUUCUAGUAUUAGUGCCGUCAUUCCUACAGGCUCUUCAUCUGCUACUUUAACAACCUCUAAAGCCAUUGCGACUGAAACCUCUGGCAGUUGCGCUAGGGCUGGUCAAGCCUGUUCUACGGAUGGUAAAUAUGUUUGCACCUCCAAUGGCGCCUACGCUAUCUGUAAUCAUAGUAAAUGGUCUGUUCAAUCUUGCCCACAAGGAACUAGCUGUCUCGCCACUUUAGAUGGUGCCUCCAUUUAUUGUGGUUAUUCCACUACAGGCUCUACAGCAUGCUCUAAUACAAAUGUUCGUGAACUCUUAAAGAUGACCCUUGACACGAGUCAUGCUGCUGCUGUCCCUAAGGCUUAUACAGCAUCUCAAGUCUCUGCUCAACUCACUGUCGCCUCUGCUUCCUCUCAAGACUUUGAAUUUGUCCUUAAUGCACGUCGUAUUGUCGAUAGCCCCUUCAAACAACAGGUCACGAUUGAAUUUACAGCCCCCAAGAACAUCAAAUUCACUGAGGUUAAUGAUGGUACUAUUAGACAAGUGGGUUCUAACGUUCGUAUUCAGGCUCAAAAUACCUAUAAUGAAAGUAUGACGAUCGUUAAAAGUAUCAAGGGUACGAUUCACUCGGGUGUCUUCGUUGCUCCUAAUCCUGCCUCUAUGCGUUUCAAAUAAUUUUAUUUAUCUCCAACACGCGAGUUCUCUCUCUCUCUCCGUCUGGAACGGAAUGAUAUAUAAUUUGAAUAAAAUAAAUAAAUAAACG
Molecule: messenger RNA, 1866 nt
Organism: Cokeromyces recurvatus
Lineage: Eukaryota; Fungi; Mucoromycota; Mucoromycetes; Mucorales; Mucoraceae
Product: chitinase 2
Exons: 4
Coding region: 96-1778 (560 amino acids)
Biological process (GO): carbohydrate metabolic process; chitin catabolic process
Cellular component (GO): extracellular region
Molecular function (GO): chitin binding; chitinase activity
Source: RefSeq, a predicted model, not a curated record